Annulohypoxylon maeteangense is the source of this 294-nucleotide messenger RNA. RefSeq lists its product as uncharacterized. The transcript has 2 exons. Lineage: Eukaryota; Fungi; Ascomycota; Sordariomycetes; Xylariales; Hypoxylaceae. Gene Ontology annotation, biological process: intra-Golgi vesicle-mediated transport. The record is from RefSeq and is a predicted model, not a curated record. Bases 1 to 294 code for a protein of 97 amino acids.
AUGUCGGAGGCCUACGAGCGUGAGCGCCAGAAUAAUGCGCGACUGGAGGAGCUGUCCGCGAAGGUGUCGUCGCUGCGUGGUGUAACCGUUGAUAUCUACGACAAUGCGAGAGCGCAAGAUGUCAUUGACAAUACCUCCGAUACCUUCUCUUCCAUGUCAAUGCAGCUAAAAGGGUCCGCCGGCCGAUUGGGUCGUAUGGCAGCGUCGGGGAAUAAAGUCGCCAUCCUAAAACUCUCGGGCAUCCUCAUCGGCACGUUCCUAGUCAUAUACUACAUCCUUAGAUGGGUUUUCUAG